Molecule: messenger RNA, 3714 nt
Organism: Glarea lozoyensis ATCC 20868
Lineage: Eukaryota; Fungi; Ascomycota; Leotiomycetes; Helotiales; Helotiaceae
Product: Ras GEF
Exons: 2
Coding region: 1-3714 (1237 amino acids)
Biological process (GO): Ras protein signal transduction; positive regulation of GTPase activity
Cellular component (GO): plasma membrane
Molecular function (GO): guanyl-nucleotide exchange factor activity; protein binding
Source: RefSeq, a predicted model, not a curated record
AUGGUGAUGGCCGACGAGCACUCUGCACGUUCGAGCAUCCAUGUUCUUCCGUUGAAUAUCCUCAAAGACCAUUCUCGUACGUCGAGCAAAGACUCUAAACAUUCGAGGAAUAUGUCAUCGAAAGGCAGCAAUCGAACCGGAGCAUCAGCGAACAGUCAAUCACAAAUCACACCACCAGCGACACCUAACGGCUCUCAGGAGGAUCUCAAUCAACAGAUGGAGCCGUUGCAGCCGGUAUUUCACAAUUUUCUGCGAGCGUUUUAUCCAUUUCAUCCCACAUAUGCCGUCGCGGACUCUACUGUUACUCUACCACUGAAUGAGGGAGACGUUAUUUUGGUUCACUCAAUCCACACCAACGGGUGGGCUGAUGGAACUCUGCUUGCCUCUGGCGCCAGGGGCUGGUUACCAACGAACUACUGCGAAGCUUACGACCCUGAGUCGAUGCGGAAUUUGCUAAAGGCGCUGCUGAAUUUUUGGGAUUUGUUGAAAAGUGGGUUAGCUACCGAUAACGAAGUGUUUGGCAACCAAGAGUUCAUGAGAGGAAUUAUCGCGGGUGUUCGAUACCUACUUGAGAAAUCUAAUAGUUUAACGCGCGAGUCGCCGAUUGUUCAGGGCAACGAUGGCCUUCGAAGGAAUCGGAAAGCUCUUCUAUCAGAUCUCUCAUCGCUGGUAAAAACAGCGAAGCGAUUACAGGAAUACACCGCCCGACCACCCCAGACAGAGACUGAGCCCGACGAUGUCAACAACACCGUGGAUGAGAUGAUUCUAAAAGCGUUCAAAAUCGUCAUCCGAGGAGUCAGAUUUCUUGAUGUGUGGGAGGAUGAUUGUCGGUCGCGACAACCAUAUAACCGGGUAAUGGCAACUGUUGCAGAAGAAGUUUAUAACCCCCCAACGCCUCCCGCGGAUUCGACGUCAUUCGAUGGUUCACAACAUGGAGACCCUGCAUACGAUGCGGUAUCUCGCAGGUCGAGUCGUAGUUCGGCAACCGGUUUGUCUGGUUCGCAACCAUCCGAUGAGCAGACGAAGCGACAGUCAUACAAACGCAUGUCAAGCGCUUAUUCGUCCAACGCGACAACUUCUCGUCCGCUUUCCAUGACAAGACCAGCUUCGAUUCAUAUGAAACGGCAGUCUGUUUCUCACCGUUUGUCACUUACAGCCUCAAUCCCAGCUGCACAGCGAGAAAACCUCGUCUCGGAGAAGUUAAAUUCCAGUCACGAUACAUUUCUGUCAUUUUUGGGCUCCUUCAUUGGUCGGUUACACCUCCAAUCACAGUCAGCAGCCGAGCUACUGUUCUCUGUCAAACAGUCUGUCACAGCAGGACGACAAAUGCUUGUAGUAGUCGAAGCGAUAUGCGCACACGACAGACAGAGCGGCGAGGCUUUGGAGGCUUCGCGAGCUGCAAUGUACGACCGUAUCAACAAACUGGCGGUUUCAGCACGGGAAGUAAUUAAUUCAUCCGCCAUUGAGGGGGACGAUGUGGUUAUGCCCCAACAGAAUAGCGGCCUGCUAACGGCUGCUACAAGUUGCGUUAAAGCUGCAGGAGAGUGCGUAGCCAAAACUAAGUUUGUUAUCGAACGGAUAGGUGAUUUUGAGUUCGAGCCGCAGAGCGACAAUCUUGGUACCCAUGCACCGGCUAUUGACGCUAUUGUCGAGGACCAGUCCGGUGAGACUAAGGCGUUAGAAAGUACUGAUGAAGUAAAGCCAGUAUCACCUAGUCCACCGGACAUCCCACCGGAACCUGCCAGUCGCCCUCCGCCACCUCCCCUAAUUAUUCCAACGUACGAAAAACCGCUUCCGGAAGUACCUACGAGCUCGACAUCCCCAGAUGAGGAAGAAAGUCAAUCACAUUUACUGCCAGUAAACACGAAAGCGAUGCAAGAAAAUGAGAUGGUGGAGAGUGCAACGACAGACUCCUCAAUGGGGUCAUCUAGGAGAUCACUUCUCCCGCCACUACCAAACAUGACAGGUCCCCUCAUGACGAGUGGGGACUAUAGUCCCUCAGAGAUAUCGUCCGCACACGACAGUGAUUUCCAGUCCUCAUUUAGAUCAGGUAGCAUUGCAAUUUCAAGUACAGGUACAAGUAGCACAUACCUCAGUGGGCUACGGGACUCGGAGUCGAGUAUCCUGUCACAAGCCUCAACUCGUGCCACCACCCCGGACCUCUCACAGUAUGUUCCACGAACGCAACCUUCAAUUUCAGAACUCAGCCUAUCUGGUAGUCAGUCAACGCUCGCGGACGAGAUUGAUGAAGGCGAAUCGAAAAUGCUGGAAAAGACAUUUGCGCACGAGUUACUCCAUAAGGAUGGCCAGAUUACAGGCGGAACGCUUCCAGCGUUGGUUGAGCGACUCACUACACAUGAUUCAACUCCGGAUUCCAUGUUCGUUUCGACAUUUUAUCUUACUUUCCGCCUUUUCGUCACGCCAGUAGAUCUCGCCAAAGCAUUGGUAGACAGAUUUGAUUACGUUGCAGAAAGCCCGCACAUAGCUGGGCCGGUGCGUUUAAGAGUGUAUAAUGUAUUCAAAGGCUGGCUAGAGUCACACUGGCGCGACCUGUCUGACAAUGAAGCACUCUCCGUUAUCGAACCAUUUGCGACAGAGAAACUCAGCAAGGUUCUUCCAGGAGCUGGGAAGCGUGUAUUGGAACUGGCUCAGAAGGUGACAUCUACUGAUGGACCGUUGGUGCCCCGCCUGGUCUCGUCUAUGGGCAAGACAUCAACGUCUCUCGCUCAGUACGUUCCUGCUGAUACGCCUCUACCACCCUCAUACAUGAGCAAGAGUCAGAUCAGUGUGCUGAAAAACUGGAAGAUGGGUGGCAGCAACCCAACGAUUCUAGACUUCGAUCCAUUAGAACUUGCUAGGCAGCUUACAAUAAAGGAGAUGAACAUUUUUUGUUCAAUCAUGCCAGAAGAACUUCUAGGAUCAGAGUGGACCAAACGCUCCGGCUCGAAUGCAGUCAACGUCAGAGCAAUGUCAACACUGUCCACGGACCUUUCUAACUUGGUAGCUGAUACCAUCUUGCAAUAUGACGAUGCUAAGAAGCGUGCAACGAUUAUCAAGCAUUGGAUUAAGAUUGCCCACAAGUGUCUCGAGCUCAACAACUACGAUUCCCUGAUGGCCAUCAUCUGCUCACUGAACUCUUCGACUAUCGUGCGCCUGAAGAGAACUUGGGAUAUGGUAUCACAGAAGCGAAAAGACAUGCUCAAGACCCUUCAAUCCAUCGUCGAGCCUGACAAGAAUUAUGCUGUCCUCAGACGUAGGCUUCAUGAUCACGUUCCGCCCUGUCUACCCUUCGUCGGAACCUACUUGACUGAUUUGACUUUUGUCGAUGCUGGUAAUCCUGCCACAAAGCAGCUCCCCGGUGUUGGUGAUGGCGAGGGUAUGUCAGUUAUUAACUUUGACAAGCACACUCGGACUGCCAAAAUCAUUGGUGAACUGCAAAGAUUCCAGAUUCCCUACCGGCUUCAUGAAGUCCCCGACCUUCAAGAAUGGCUUCAGGCUCAAAUUGUACGCGUCAAGUCUUCCUCGGAACACGAAAACGUACAGCAGUAUUAUCGCAAGAGUCUUCUGCUAGAACCACGAGAGACUUCACACGCAAGAACAAGUCCAAUCGAAGGACAAAGUCCAUUCUCGUUGAAUCAAAAAGAGAAGUUCGACAUCUUUGGCUGGACCCACUCGAGGGAGAAGGCGCAAUCAGCCCCAACCUCGAGCAUUUGA